Molecule: messenger RNA, 826 nt
Organism: Perca fluviatilis (European perch)
Lineage: Eukaryota; Metazoa; Chordata; Actinopteri; Perciformes; Percidae
Product: L-rhamnose-binding lectin SML-like
Exons: 9
Coding region: 88-765 (225 amino acids)
Molecular function (GO): carbohydrate binding
Source: RefSeq, a predicted model, not a curated record
UAAAGCAAAGGCAGUUCUUAAUCCAGCAGCAUAACAGCCUACAGGUGUGUGUCUUAUUGUUCGCCUCAGACCGGAGCUUCUUAUACCAUGCUCUGCUUCAGACUCAGCACCACACUGUUGCUGGCAGCAACGUGUUUGCUCAUGACAGCAGUUGUCUCCACAGAGAGAGCUACCACCUGUGGCAGUGAAGGGAAUGUCCAGCGCCUGAGCUGUGAUGACGGCGUAAUCAGUGUGCAGACGGCAGUGUAUCAACGUGGAAAUGCUGUGACCUGCGUUAAGCUAAGACCUGGGGCAAUGCCCUUAAGACCGUGCACUCAAGCUGGCACAGUGGACGUCCUCAAGAAAAGGUGUGAUGGCAAGACGGAGUGUGAACUAAACAUCAACGUUUUUCAUACCUCUGAUCCCUGCUAUGGCAUCACCACAUACCUGGACGUCAACUACACCUGCAUCCAUUCAAUUCACCUUGUUGCCUGUGAGGGCUCUUUUGCACAACUCCAGUGUGAUCAAGGACAGGUUAUAUCUGUGACUUGUGCCCACUAUGGACGUAGUGACCAGACGACCUGCGUUUACCAACGGCCUCUCAAUCAAAUUCAAGAUAUCUCCUGCUCAAGCCCCACACCCCAAGUUGCUGACAGCUGUAAUGGGCAAAACAGCUGUACCAUCACAGUGAACAACUCAGUGUUUGGAGACCCCUGUGUCGGCACUUACAAGUACCUGAAGGUGGCUUACACAUGUAACUACCCUGGGACCUCUCUGCUUCCAUAGUUUACCUAUGGAAGCACACUGAAGUUUCAGUUGUAUCCCAAUAAAAAUGCAAUCAAUUUCA